Messenger RNA from Trematomus bernacchii (emerald rockcod), 4118 nucleotides. It is a transcript of the gene zdhhc7, whose product is annotated as zinc finger DHHC-type palmitoyltransferase 7. Gene Ontology annotation, cellular component: endoplasmic reticulum; Golgi apparatus. The transcript is spliced from 8 exons. The record is from RefSeq and is a predicted model, not a curated record. Gene Ontology annotation, biological process: peptidyl-L-cysteine S-palmitoylation; protein targeting to membrane. Gene Ontology annotation, molecular function: protein-cysteine S-palmitoyltransferase activity. Lineage: Eukaryota; Metazoa; Chordata; Actinopteri; Perciformes; Nototheniidae. Bases 230 to 1213 code for a protein of 327 amino acids.
GUUAGAGCGAUAUGUUGUUGCUGCUGCUGCGGGCACGGCGGCGUUAAAACUGCACUUUAUCUCAAACGGGACUUCAAGAUGUAUUAAGACGGCGUUCCCACCAUCAUAAAUUAACAGUAUUAAGGUGUCAGCCUCCAUGCCAGGCUUCAUAUGUACAUUAUCCUGAAUGCUGGUCCAGGAGGUGAACAAUAAAUCAUGUUCUUGUGAGGAGAGAACAUAAAAGGGCAGGAUGCAGUCUUCAAACCACCGGCAGAGGGACCUGGAGCAGCACCACCCGCUGCUGUCGGCAGGAGCAGAUGUGGAGGCAGGGAGCCUGGCAGCGGGGGUGAUAGUCGGGGGUCCCACCGCUGGCCACGCCGGGGGGGCCCGCACACUGUGGUUCAUCCAGGACAGCUGUGGGAUGGUGUGUGCCGGCAUCACCUGGUUCCUGGUGCUGUACGCUGAGUUUGUGGUGAACUUUGUCAUGUUGCUGCCCAGCAAGAACUUCUGGUACUCGCUGCUGAACGGGGCCACCUUCAACUCCCUGGCUGUGCUCGCUUUGGCCUCACAUCUGCGCACCAUGUUGAGCGACCCGGGUGCCGUUCCUAAGGGCAACGCGACCAAGGAGUACAUGGAGAGCUUACAGCUGAAGCCUGGAGAGGUCAUCUACAAGUGCCCAAAGUGUUGUAGCAUCAAGCCUGAGAGGGCACACCACUGCAGUAUUUGUAAAAGAUGUAUCCGGAAGAUGGAUCACCACUGUCCCUGGGUCAAUAACUGCGUGGGAGAAAAGAAUCAGAGAUUCUUUGUACUUUUCACUAUGUACAUAUCAUUGAUUUCUGCCCAUGCCCUGGGUCUCAGUGGUAUGCACUUCUUCACCUGUAUUAAAGUCCAGUGGAACGAGUGCAGUGCCUUCUCACCCGGGGCGUCUGUGCUCCUGCUGAUCUUCCUCUGCCUCGAAGCAAUCCUCUUCCUCACUUUUACAGCUGUGAUGUUUGGAACGCAGCUCCACUCCAUCUGCAACGACGAGACGAGGCGUUUGCAUGUCUUGCAGGAGAUUGAACGUCUUAAAAAUGAGAAGCCCACGUGGGAGCGCCGCAUGAGAUGGGACGGGAUGCGAGCCGUGUUCGGGGGGUCGCCCUCCCUGCUGUGGUGCAACCCUUUCACAGGCCUGCGUCUGAGGCGCCUCUUGCUGCUGACCUACGGCCGCCGCGGGGGGGCUGAGUUCUCCGUCUGAGAGCAGACUGAUGCAGCUCACUAACACCAAGACCCUCUCUAAAGCAAGAUUUCUUGAUUGCCUUCCUUAGCCAUGGACAGGAUGGACCUCUGCUCCCGGAGGCUGUGUUUUGUGGGUGACAGGGAGACACGCUGCUCCUCCAGUGGGACCACAGUCAAUCACUAACCAUGACUGAAAGUGUGUAUUAUCACUCUAAUGCUGAUGUGUACCCAACUCCUUGGGUAUGCACGAGUAUUCUGAACAACUGGAAUAUUGUUUCUUUUUUCGUUUCUCUUUUUAGGUAAAGCAUGCAGUAUUUACCUCAAGUGAGUCUUUUAUUCCUUGUGAGAUAUCCAACUCAACUCAUGCAUCCUCAGUACACAACUUCAGCAGCUUUUUUUCUUUUCAGCGCUCAUACUGUAAGAUUCAAGAUAAGUGUUUGAAUCAGCAACAUAUCUUUCAUCAUCACUGGACGCAGACAAGUGGAUAUCAAUGGGGAAAUGCUUGAAACCCUUCUAUUGGACCCAGACAAGGAAAUCACUGUCAAGGACAUGCACAGACAUGAGAGAAACUCGAUGUGGAGCACAGUGGACAUCAGAAAUUGAACUGUGCUGCCUUGAUUUGCAUGUAAAACAGCUCAAUCAGUCAGCGUCUCAGCCAGGAAAUGAGACUGUCACUCUCUUCAACUGAAUGAACAGGCUACUCUAAACACAAGCCUCAUUCUUAUUCAAGACUGAAGGGCCUUUCCUGUCCGUUCAUCUUCUGUCUUGUUUUUUAUUCAUUGGACAGGAAUUGUUGUUUCUUUAGGUUACUCAUGCCAGUAGACAAACAUAAUUGUCCAUUUCAUUUUUACAUUUCAGUACAGUGAACCCAUCUUGUGUUGAUUAUAACGACAAUCUGAAUCUUCUUUCGGACAAAAAUCCAAGUUUUCUUAACUGCCAGUGAACCCCCCCCCCCCAGACCACUGCAAUGCCUGCCUGUGUUUUUAUAAAGACGUGAUUCAGUUUGAACCACGUUGGCUGCUGAAAAGACUGACAGUCAUGACGUUUUAAUUGUUUUGCUAAUACAUAGUUGUCUCUGAACUCUGAAAGCUACUUCUUUGUAAAGUAGAAAUACUUCAUAGCAUUAAAACUCUGAAAUCACCAUCGAGACGGAUGCAAGUUACAGAAAACGUGGCGUUGCAUGCUGCUUUGCUACUGAGUGUUCCGACAUUUAGAGAAGGAGAACCUAAAUCACUAGCACAACCUCCUCUGGCUCUUUGUGAGUUCACUCCGAUCUGCAGAGCCAAGCUCCUUUGUUCAGUCAGCCGUGUUAGAAAGGAGCUGCUUUGCUGAACGAGUCUGAGGCACCAGGCUCAUUAUACGAGCUUUAACACUGAACAAAGUCUGGCCGAGCUCAGCAGAUGCUUGCAAGGCCUUUCCUACUACACUUCAGAAAUAUCAGGCCUGUACAUCGAGUAGCAGAUAUUUUCCCAAUUGUAUUAGAACCCUUAUCCAUGGCUUUAAAACCAUACAGUAAUGUGAGUUUGCCUUUGAAAGCUUUCAUCAGUAUUGCCAUAUUCAUGAAAGUGUUUUCAUUUUGUGACAACUUGUCUCCUAUUUGUAUUCUGCAUUACCAAUGGGUCUGUUUGCACUGGAUGAAUGUGUCUUUUUUUUAUCUCAACUUCAGGCUCCCGUUUGAUUGGCUGGUGUUGAGUUGUCACAUAUAGAUUCUCAAAGUCUCAUUUUUUUUGAUGGCGUGUUGGACAAAACCCUGCUGUUUGUCCUGAUCUGUGGUUGGCAGGAGAAGGAACUCAACUGUUUACACUAAAUGAUGAUAUCUGAUGUGCUAUGGGACACAGCACUGAAGCUAAAUGAUAUCAGGGGAUGUUAUUAACGCUUCUCAUUCUCAUUCAAUGUUGGGGUAAUAUCACUAUCCUAUUCAUAUCCUACUUUUUCUAUAUUCAGCAUGGUUCAUUCAGUAAGUCCCGUACCCUGACAUGCUAAAUACAUUGUAUCAUUUAUGAGGUGCAAAAUAAAGGAUGAUAAGUUCAGCCUAACACACAGCAUAUGCGUAAAUAUGCACAUGUAAAACAGUCAGGAAAAGUCAUGCUGUUUAGUUUACUAGAUGCACACUGUAAUCAAACAACAGCUGUUAUUACAAAUAGUUGCAGGUAUCGAUGGCAAAAACGACAUCCAUAAGAGGACUAGAGCAUUAUAUAACAAAACACAGGACAUUGGAAUAUAAUAAAAUAUCUGAAGCAGGACUUGAGGUAACAGAGGCUAGACUAACACACUGUUAAACUUGUAAUGAUAUGUGUAGGAAGUAGCAGAACAUCAGUGCUAAUGAUGGAUUGUGUUGACUGUAUGAAUAUUUGAUGUUGACUGGUUAAAUGUGGGUAAGCUUGGUUGAUCUAAGUAGGAUGGUCCUGUUUCAUGGCUCAACUCAGAUGCUGUAAUUAUAGAAUCUUAAAUGGGUGUCACGUUACAGGGUAUGUAGUUUUACAUUCAAUCAAUCAAGACUUUUUAAAUUCUGUUAAGUGUUUUUUCUUAGCCUCCUGCUGUUUGACUCAUUGAAGUACAAUCAUGUGGAGAGGGGUUGUUUGACAAUGUACAAACAUGUGAAACUGAUAAGGGUUUUACUAGCUCUUGUUUGCAGGAGAUUUGGGCAGAAAAUGUGAACAUUGUGUGAUGUUGAUUGAAUAUUCUUAACAUGAUGUUCGUUCACAUAAUUAUCAUUCAAAUUGCCAGUUGAGACAAAUGGUGUGUCCUACUCUCCUAGGAGAAGGUAGCCUCAAGAACAAAAGUCCUUCAGCUUUAUAAACAGAGUAUAAAGGUUAUUAUUAACAAUAUAUAAAUGGAAUGUUUUUUUUAUUAAUGUGUCAUAAUCUUUAAUGUCUUAUAUCUUUAAUGUCAUUCUUUUACAUAAUAAACUUGAUUAAAUUAAA